This is a messenger RNA of Gastrolobium bilobum, 1697 nucleotides long. RefSeq lists its product as uncharacterized. The record is from RefSeq and is a predicted model, not a curated record. The coding region runs from base 145 to 1464 and encodes 439 amino acids. Lineage: Eukaryota; Viridiplantae; Streptophyta; Magnoliopsida; Fabales; Fabaceae. The transcript has a single exon.
CUGUGCUAGAUCAAGUUGGAGCUCGUGAAGUUUGAAUUUUCUCUUGAUAUCAUGUAAAAUUCAGUCAAUAUAUAGCAUAGCAUAGCAUAGCAUAGGAGCAAGUAACUAGUGCUCCCAAUAGCCUGUCUGGAAAUUAAGAGAAACAUGGGCAUCAUCAUGUCGGUGCGCGUGUUAAUAUUGUUAUAUACUUUCUUGGUUGUUGCGGCCGCAUCGGAAAGAGAAGCAUUAGAAAUUAUGACAGGAGGUGGCGGAGGUUAUGUUUAUGGUUCUCCUCCUCCUCCUUCUCCUUCCCCAUCUGGAUGUUCCCCACUGCCACCACCGCCGCCACCCCCUCGGUGCCCACCAACCAUGACCCGGUUGCAGAAAGCUCGCUCUGUGCUUCUAAAAUUCGCAAGUUCUAUCAAUGACACAAGUGGAUAUACGAAAAACUGGAAGGAAGCAAAAAACCCUUGUAAAUUUAAUGGGGUCCGAUGUGCCAAGUAUCCAAACACAAGUGAGUUAGCAGUUGCGGGACUAAACCUGAAUGGAGCCAGCAUCUCUGGUCUCAACCGUAAAAAUGUGAGCCUCUCCGGUAUAUUGAACAAGUUACAAGAGUUGACAUUCUUCCACGUGAACUCCAACAACUUCGCCGGCCCAAUCCCAAAUGAAAUCAUCCGUUACCCCUAUUUCUUCGAGCUAGACCUCAGUAACAACAAACUUGAGGGCCAGUUUCCAAUGCAAGUGCUUCAGUCCAAGCAACUUGUCUUCUUGGACCUCAGGUUCAACAAUCUCUAUGGUCCAAUUCCACCACAACUCUUCCUGUUGGAUCUCGACGUGAUUUUCAUCAACAACAAUGACUUCAGCGGCUAUCUCCCAGAUAAUUUUGGGUCCACACCGGCCAGGUUCCUUUCUUUUGCCAACAACAAACUCGCCGGCCCGAUUCCCCAAAGCAUUGGCAACGCUUCCAAAACCCUCACCGAAGUACUCUUCUUGGGCAACAACAUUGAGGGGUGCUUGCCCUACGAAAUUGGGUACCUCAAAAUGGCCACCGUCUUUGAUGUGAGCAAAAACUGCUUAACGGGUCCCAUCCCUCUCUCCUUUGCCUGCUUGGAAAAGAUUCAGUUCCUGAAUUUGGAGCACAACCAGUUUUACGGAACUGUUCCGGAGAUGGUUUGUGAGCUGCCGGGGCUCCGCAACGGGGGCAACCUGUCGUUAUCGAACAACUAUUUCACGCAAGUUGGUCCUGAAUGCAGGAAGCUGAUAGAGGCCAAAGUGCUGGACGUGAGCAACAAUUGCAUCCUGGGUCUUCCAAAUCAAAAACCAUACGAACAGUGCUCUGAAUUUUUCUCCAAGGUCAAGCCCUGCCCAAAUCCCAAGUAUCUCAGUUACAUCCCUUGUAAGGGAUACUUCUCGCGGUCGACCACGCACACCACCGCCGCGCCUGCGCCCGUCACUUACAACACUCUCAAACCACAUCGGUUGUGAUCGUUUGUCCAUGUCAUCAGAACUCUACAUCGAUCAUCCCUGUGUAUUUGUAUUUGUAUUUGUCGGUUAAUUAUAUUGUUCUUUAUAUUAUUAUUAUUCUUAUUAUUAUUAGUAUUUAUAGGCACAUGUUGUCGUGUUUCCUUUUUUUUUUUUUUUUUUUAAAGUAUGUUGUUGUCGUGUUUCUUUGUUAUAAUUUAUAUGAUGAGUAAUGAAUAAGUAUCCAUUUGGCCUGA